Molecule: messenger RNA, 708 nt
Organism: Sebastes umbrosus (honeycomb rockfish)
Lineage: Eukaryota; Metazoa; Chordata; Actinopteri; Perciformes; Sebastidae
Product: sperm acrosome membrane-associated protein 4-like
Exons: 3
Coding region: 140-526 (128 amino acids)
Source: RefSeq, a predicted model, not a curated record
AGGUCAUUUCUUCAGUGAGUGCUACCUGACAUCUUGUCAUUACUUUCUCAAAGCUCACCUGAAUGAAGAAGGUAUUUUAGAGCUUCAAGUACAUUGUAUUUAGGAAGGAAUCCGUUGACAUCAUAAACCCUCAAGAAACAUGAAUAACUUUUGGAAAGCAGUGACCGUCCUGUGUGCCUUCAUCGCCGCAGCACAAUCCCUGACCUGUCGUCGCUGCCCUGUUGGUAUAUUUGGGACGUGUCUUUUCGGAACUGACGUCCAGUGUAAUAAUGCGACUGAGAGCUGCUUCACCGGAGAAGCACAGUUCAAUGCGACAGGGUCGCUGACCCUGCACAUCCGUGGCUGCCUGGACACAGACCUGUGUGAGAGGACGCUGACCGGCGACAUCCUGGGUGCCGGUUACACCAGCAGCUUCACGUGUUGCAGAACAAACCUGUGCAACGGAGCCACUUCAGUCCAGCUCUCUCUGACUGUGGCCCUCUGCGCUGCCAUCCUGUCCUCUCUCUGGGGCUUUUGGGAGUUGUAGUUUUACAUGAUUUACAUGCCUCAGAUACUAAUUGCACUUAUUCUGUUGUUACGAAGGGAUCAUUAUAAAUCAGAAUACUUUACUAUGUGCUAUAAUUUGUCCUAUUUAGCCUACCAUGCAUUGAAGAGAUCACUUUAAAAUCCAUGAAACCCCAUUAAAAUAAAUCCUGACCUGUUCUUCUG